This is a messenger RNA of Bombus huntii, 31552 nucleotides long. RefSeq names its product cAMP-dependent protein kinase catalytic subunit 1 (gene Pka-C1). NCBI's taxonomy places the organism in Eukaryota, Metazoa, Arthropoda, Insecta, Hymenoptera, Apidae. Bases 1137 to 2198 code for a protein of 353 amino acids. The record is from RefSeq and is a predicted model, not a curated record. Gene Ontology annotation, cellular component: nucleus; cAMP-dependent protein kinase complex. The transcript has a single exon. Gene Ontology annotation, biological process: peptidyl-serine phosphorylation. Gene Ontology annotation, molecular function: ATP binding; cAMP-dependent protein kinase activity.
GUAGCUCUCUCGCUUCGUAGAGCGAUACUUCGUCAUUUUCGCAUCCGUGCGAAAUCCCGAACGAACAAGCGGAGCGAGCCGCGUCGCCAUCUUUAGGAACGGUACCGACUAUCUCCGCUAUCGCCGCCUGCUUCGCUUUAAGAGCUUAAAAUCAGUUCGCGACUAUAGUAAAAGAAUUCGUGUGUUUAGUGCGAUAGCGCGUACUUUGUUUUCUAUCGCGAGAAGAUGCGAUACACGUUUGUUCGCGAUGUUCAUUUAAUACGUCCGAGUCAAAGUUUGUGGUGUGCGUGUCGCGUAAGUUGAGCAGACGACGUUUCGCAAGCGUUCCGAGGGUUGAGAGCGAUCGAAACCGACGUCAUUCUCUAGUUCCGUUCGACCCUUGUUUCAAACUGUCGUUCCUGAGUUGCGAUUUAGCCACUCGGUACUAUUACUGUGAGAACCGACUAGUGUUUAGUGUUUUGAUUUGUCGAACCAGUGGAACGAACACGUCAAAGAAAGUUGCUGCGGUGUACGAGAGUACAGCGACAAGUUAAGGCAGAAAUAAAGAGAGAAGGAUAAGAAAGGAAAGACUGAGACAGCUCUAGUAGACGACGACAACGACGGGCUAGUACAAUUGACAGGAAAGAUGGCGCAAGGUGCGGACGAGGAUUAAUGCUGACCCAUUUUUCCGCGCGAAAUCGCUCGGUCUCACUUUGUCGUACAAUUAAGGGACCACGAAGGUUCGUACCGAGUGCGAGAAGUCGUACGGUUGUUAUUAAGUGAAUCGAAUACUGGCGAAAAAAGGGAAGGAUAGUCCGCCAUCGGUAGGAGUGUAUCCAUCGUGCAGUGCGCGCGUGUGCCCUGUUCUUGCGUAAGUGUGAGUGCUCUCUCGGACGUUUAUAGGUCUUGUAGGGCCAGCAUUGACAAGUAUCGGAUAGAAAUAUUGCGAAUCGUCGGUGACGAUAGGAGAGAGUACGGAUAGUGGAGGAAAGUAGUAGAAGGUAGCAACAAUUUUGAAGAGAGUGGAGAUUGGCAGGGCCGUGGUAGGCUCGACUACGGAAGAGGGCAAACGAAAACGAAAACGAAGACGCGGUCUUCUGGAACUUCUUGAGCUGUGUAGAGCCCUGGCAGGCUCGUGUACGAGCGCGGCUGCUAAGAUGGGCAACAAUGCCGCGACUGCAAACAAAAAGGUUGACGCUGCCGAGAGCGUCAAGGAGUUUCUUGACAAGGCAAAGAAAGAGUUCGAGGACAAAUGGAAAAGAAACCCUACAAAUACUGCUGCCCUUGACGACUUUGAACGAAUCAAGACACUGGGCACCGGCUCGUUCGGCCGUGUCAUGAUAGUGCAACACAAGCCGACCGGAGAGUAUUAUGCCAUGAAAAUACUCGACAAGCAGAAGGUCGUGAAACUUAAGCAAGUUGAACACACGCUUAACGAAAAGAGGAUACUGCAGGCGAUUAGCUUCCCGUUCCUGGUUUCAUUACGGUUUCACUUCAAGGAUAACUCUUAUCUUUACAUGGUCCUCGAAUAUGUCCCAGGAGGGGAGAUGUUUAGCCAUCUACGAAAGGUUGGUCGCUUCUCGGAACCACACUCGCGCUUUUACGCGGCACAAAUCGUAUUAGCGUUCGAGUACCUUCACUACCUCGACUUAAUCUAUAGGGACCUCAAGCCGGAGAAUCUGUUGAUCGAUUCACAGGGCUAUUUGAAAGUCACGGAUUUCGGCUUUGCCAAAAGGGUACAGGGUAGAACAUGGACCUUAUGUGGCACGCCGGAAUAUCUCGCGCCUGAAAUAAUUCUCAGCAAAGGAUACAACAAAGCUGUAGACUGGUGGGCGCUCGGUGUCCUCGUCUACGAGAUGGCUGCCGGUUAUCCACCAUUUUUCGCUGAUCAACCAAUUCAAAUCUACGAGAAAAUCGUGAGCGGAAAGCCACGAUUUCCCUCGCACUUUGGAUCCGAUCUGAAAGACUUACUACGUAAUUUGCUGCAAGUCGAUCUAACCAAGAGGUACGGUAAUCUGAAGGCCGGUGUAAACGAUAUCAAGGGUCACAAGUGGUUCGCCAGUACCGAUUGGAUAGCUGUCUUCCAAAAGAAAAUCGAGGCCCCGUUCAUACCAAAAUGCAAAGGGCCGGGAGACACAAGCAAUUUCGAUGACUACGAGGAGGAGACGCUGAGGAUUUCGUUGACGGAGAAGUGUGCCAAGGAAUUCGCCGAAUUUUGAAUUCCCACAUUGAUUCAAGAUGGUCACACGUAUCGCGUAUACAUUCAUACGCGAUGGUUCGUCGCUCGCUGCUCGCUUUUCUUCGGGCGAGGGAUAUAGAUGAAGUAAGAGAGCGGGAGGAUGGGAGCGAGUAGUGUAAACGAGAGAAUGUAUUACAUGUAUGCAAGAUAGAAAGAAAGCGUAUACAGGUGUGUGCGUGCGCGUGUAUGAUUCUGUGCGUUUGCGGGCACGCUCGAUGCAAUAGUUUUAUAGAGGAAGGAAGGUGGCUUAGAAGAGUCGAGAAAGGGAAAGAAAACAAAGGAAGACGAGCACGUAAGAAGCAGAUGGCAGAUUUUGCGCUUUAUUUUGUGAUUGUGGACUUCUGAGAAGAGCGGAAAUGGAAAGAGUAUACGAAGGAAACACGGUAAUCGGCGUCGUUGAACGUAUUGAGAUUGACAGAAAUAAAAGAGAUAUAAUAUAUUGGAAAAAAUUACGAUAUAUUGCAUACACAGAUAUCAUAUAUAAACACACAUACACAUACGCGUACGCGUGUGCUCACACUCAUAGUCACUGUCACCACUACGACUUUUUACAAGAGAAACAUCUUUUUUUUCAGCCAAGUAACUGACAUUAUUGACGUAUGAGAAUGACGAUAUAUAUAUAUAUAUUUAUUUAUUUAUUAUAUAUAAAUAUAUAUGUAUAUAUUUACACGUAUAUGUGUGUGUUCCCUAAGAUGGCUUUAUUAUCCGGUUUAUUAGAGGCGGCGUGUGUAAAGAUUGCUCUCGAUAAGUACUAUUAAUAUCGGAAAACGUGGUUUUGCCGGAAUUAUUUUGUACAUACAUCUAGUGUCCUUGUAAUCUUUAUGAAUGUUCCCCGACCCCCUUUUACACCACGCCCCUCUACUCCAUCGUCCUGCCUCUUUUAGCACAUACAAAGUUUAUAAAAAAGGGACUUGACGGGAGAAAAUGGAUAUAAAAUACACCAACAAUUAAUUGUCAUGUCGUGCAUUGUUGUCUAUCUGUCUACGAGCAUUUUUCUCUUCAUUCUCGUUGGGAGAAAAGUUUUUGCCACGAUACGAACCGUAUUUAUAAUAGCUAGUCGUCACACGAUUAUUUUGCUGAAGUAAUAUUUAUAUGACUCGUUUUUCAUCGAUCGAGAAGGGCGAGAACGAGAGGGUGGGAGAACAGGGGGGAAAGAGAGAGAGAGAGAGAGAGAAAGGUAGACCUUUAUUAUAGCAUAUUAUGAAUCUUAUUAAAAGAGAAAAAAUGAAAAAAAUACUCGUUAUAUACUGGCUACAGAUGCUCGUUGUUGAAUUAUAUUGUACCUUGCAUAAAUGAUACAGGAAAAAUAGGAACGAAGAGACGAAAGGGAGAGAGAGAGAGAGAGAGAGAAAGAAAGAAAGAAAGAAAGAAAGAGAGAGAGAGAGAGAGAGAGAGAGAGAGAAAGAGCGAGAAAAUGAGAGUAUUUGUGAAAAUGCGAUCGACGGGAGUACGAGCAAAAUAAGGAUUCAUUUUUGGAACGUUUUUAAUAGAGGACCACCGGCGUUCGUACAUAGAUACGUUAUAAGAGUAUUCGUAUAUAAUUAUAUCGCCUUAAGUUGCUGUAUGCAAAAAAAGCAACGUUAUCUUUUAUAUAGAGCUGCACUUUUAGUACGAAAUGUAAACGUAUGGACAAUCCUGUAUUUGUGCAAGAGGAAAGAGAAACGAACGACGCACACGCGCGAAAUGGCCAAAGGAAAUUGCGCGUGUACGUGCACGUGGAGUGAAAAUUUCAUUUAACGGGAUACAGAAGCGUGUUAAAACAUGAUCGCGAGAAGACUGUCCAAAAAAAUAAAACGAAUGACGAAACCAGGGACAAAAACAAACAAAGAAAUGUAAACGAAGGAGAACAAAGGGACACGAUAACGAAACGAAGAACAGCAGCAGUAGCAAUGACAGCGAGAGUGUUAUCGCUGAAAGACGCGUUUGUUAAUUUAUUUUUUGUUCUAAUCCAUUAAAACCACCUCCUUUCGAGAUGGAGCGUAUGGGAUACUUUACGGCAUCGUAUCUCGACGGUAAUGAAAUUCAACGGCCAGUUAACAUAAGGAACGCUAGAAUCAGAGAAUCACCAACACCAACGAACCCUGAGCGUCGACGAUUGGACACGCGUCGAUCGUAUAACGAGAAUCGAUUUUACAAUGAAACACGCACGAGAAGGUCCGCCACACGCGUAGCUUCGUUCCAAGCCACACACACUGUGCGUAUAUACAGAUAUUACGAAAUUUUCUGCGAAUUGUUUCGCCGUGACAUAAGAUUGUCACUUCUGAUCCGAAUUCAAAGGGCUGUUCGAUUAUUACGCGAUAAGAAAAGUUAUAAGGUUGAUCGUAGGCACGAAGUAAUUUAAAUUACGGGGACGUCGUAUCAAUCCGAUUUCGGCGAAUUGGUCAAGGCUUUAGCUAACCAGCUUAGAUAUAUGUAAUAAGAAAAAGAUAGAGAAUGCGAAACAUUCGGAUAAAUCUGUGGCACACGUUGCGGUAACAUCGGGUAUACGAUUACCGCGGUUUCCAGUUUCCUUUAGCUUCGUCCAGUUUCGUUCUCUUUGCAAACGAGACGAAACUUAACGAUCAAAGUUGCAACUGAGCAAAAACAGGUAGAACGGGGUAAGGGAAACGUAACGGGUAACAAGUCAAAUUAUAACGAGGCUUACUUUCCCGCGUGCUUUGAACGUGCUCGUAUCUGGAUAUUCUCGAUAAGAGUUAUAUAUAUACAUGUAUAUAAUAUGUAUGUAUAUAUACAUAUAUGUAUAUAACGUAAAAAAUGCGUGUUUGUUUUUGAAUAGAGUUUCUUUCAACAAGAAUGUAAUUAACGAUCAUACGUAUAGUUUUCCUAAAUCGAACGAGCUGCUUUAUCGAUCAACGUAUAUCCACGAAAAAUUUAUGUUUAAAGAUCGCAGUUUGGAAAACGCGAAAUCUUCUCUCUCUCUAUUGCGGUAAACGAGCGCGUCAUAGCAAUGCGCAAGUACAAAGAACUGGACAGAGAAAAGAAUGUAUGUUCUUUUUUGUCGCGUUGGUGACUUUUAGGAUGUAUAUUCCAUCCCUACCUUGAGUAUACACGUGCACAUUGUUCGCUCGCGCAUGCUGCAGUGUUGAAUAAAUAAAAACAAGAAUAGGCUUGGUUCGAACAAAGUAGCACGGAAGUUGUUGGCAAGGAAUUGCGCGAUCGAGACAGGUUAUGCUUUCAAAUCGUCCAAUUUUGGCUGGUAUUCUAUCCGCAUAUACACACACACACAUACACACACGCAUGUAUACAAUGAAACGUUGCGGCGACACGACUACCAGUAUCGUGAUUAGCUUGUCGUUUAUUCCUGUUCUUCGAUAUUUGUAAUUUGGAGAAUAAUUAGAUCGCUGGUUUCGCUUCUUACGCGUAUAAAAUUCAUCUUUUUUCUACAUUUUACAAAAACCGUUUCUCUCGAUAUGUUCAGAAAGAAAGGUAAACCUAUGACUCGGUAAAAUUGUUUGAAUAGCACAAAUUCAUUUCGCUCGGUAUUCUAAUCUCCAAGUUGGAGCAAAUCGCCAUGAUUCGCGUUGGAACUUUGCUCAUAAAAGUUCCACGUUAUCUCACCUAUGUGCAUAUCGUUAUAGCUGAACGCUGUAAAUUUAGCGCACAUUGAAUUGCUCGAUACACUGCAAAUCAUACAAGCAGGAUCAGAUCUAUCAAUGUUUAGAGCAAUUGGUUUUAUAUUUUAUCGAUCUUAGUUCGAAGAUGUUUCUUUGUAUGUUUUUCUGAUUCGGUAAGGACAGCACGCUAUAAAAGGUCGUUAAUCGAUCGUGGCACCUCUGUAAAUCGGAUAAUCUUACGCGUUUCAUACUACGCUUCUUGUUACCAACCUUUAUCUGAUUGAUUAUUCGUAACUGUCCUAGGACAACUACAAGGCAAUCGUCUAAGCUUUAUCGCUAUAACGUGAGGAUUUGAGGAGAUAAGGCCUCUUUCACCGUCGCGUAUUAUUUUCUUCGUUAUAGCUUCUCUACAAAUGGUUGUAGAUUACGGCAUCUUAAUGUAGCGUUAAUGCAUUCGAACAAUAUUUAUUUUCGACGCAUAAUAACCGUCGAGUCAUAUCUGUGCAAUAAAAGUUACACAGGAUAGUUUCAUUGUAUUUUGAAAAUCUUGAAGAACGUGUACGAUCGUCGAGUGUACAAAGAUUCUUUUGUAAAUAUUAGUUGUAAGCGAUCGUUUAAAGCCACAUUAUACCGCUAUGUUUAUCGUAGUUUUGCUGCGUUAAGCGAUUCUUUCUCAAGAAUUUGCCACGGAACGCAUCGUUAAGUCGAUUCUCAAUUACGUAUCGCACUCCUCAACCUUAUCCAUUUCCACUUUUUCUUCUUCGAUUCGACGUGCAAUACGUGCCGUUAUUGCUCUAUUCGUAAAUAGAUCGUCCCUUGGUUCUCUGAAUGAUCGUUUCGCAAUCGUUGACCCACGUGUGUCGAUAAAAUUUUAAACAAUCACACGUAUAAAUACUUACGUAAUCGUAUCAAAAGUAUCUUCGUUCAAGUUCAUAUCGUAAGUGGUAAAUUGCCUGCGUUACAGACGCAUACAUUCUGGCAAUAACACUUUGUUCCGCUUUGUGUUUAGUACUUCACGUUUGUCUUUUGUCUGCCAUCUCUUUGCACAAUUGUACCCGCCGAUCAAGGGAGGGAUCUAUUUUACGACUCGUUAUUAACCACUAAGCAAUCUUGUUUUCUUUUCUCUUGUAAAACCAGUUAAUCGACCAUAGAGAGGAAAUUUGUCAACGGUCAGAUAAUCUGGCAAAUAAGAGAACGAAUAUAAUUCUAUUUGAUAUUAAAGCCUCGAAUGUACAGAAAUAUUUUAACGUCUGCGAGUUUCAGGCCACUCCGUAGCGAAAAGAAAUUAAAAAAAGAAAAGGAGAUUAAAUUAAGAAAGAAAAAGAAGAGAAGAAACGUAUUAUUUCGUAUCAAUUUUUUAAUUUAUGGUUUUUAUGUUACUUUAUUUCAUAUAAUUUGUUACAUGUUUUUUAUGGAUUCUUAUAUCGAUGGAAAUUUAAUUUGAUUUUUCUGUAACAGGGGGAACGUUUUUUUUUCCACAGUUUCAAGAAUCAUGUAAUCAAAAGAUUGUUUUCUAAUUAUACAUUUUUCAAAAGUUGUUUAUUUCUAUUUCUGUUACGUUGCAUCGUAUUAUUGAUUAAUUUAAGAUCGAAAAUCAAUUAUAUCCGGUGUCAUUUGCUGUUAUUACGCGUAGCUUGUAAUACAGCGACAGAAGCGGUCUUAAACUUCUGACUGAUAGUGCAUGCGUAUCGAUGGUUACUUUCCGUCUGUUACCCGUAUGCUCUCAAAUUGGAAUUAAUUAUUUAUUGAACGUAAAUCAAGUGCAAUUCCGCUCAUGGAAAGCGGUCAAUUGCGUUAUUUUAUUGUUUCAUCCAUUGUCAUGUAACGGUUUGCCUUCGGCGCCCAUUAAAAUAUCGUUGCACAGAACAGAACAGUCGCAACGUUUUUGCUUGCAGCGUAGUGUAUUUUAUUAAGAUUCUACGCAGGAAGUGAAUCGGAUCGAAUAAGACAACUUAUCUAAUCGCUAUUUUAAAUAUCUCCGGUGAAUUAUAAUGAUCGGAAUCAGUGGCAGUUCAUUUUUGAUACGUUUCUGUAUCUAUGAUCAUAGCGUUUUUAGUGGCCUGGCUUGUAACUCAGCAUAAUGUAAUCAGUACGAUUAGCAUUGGAUAAUUUGAUGUCUUAGUCUUCGAUUGGUAUCGUUGGAUUGUAGAUAAUUCACAGUAAGGUAGAUUAAUUUUAGGAUACUUUAUUUUAAUUUGUAUUUUCUAUUUUAUGUGAUAAAGAUAGUCAGCGAUCGAACUAGCAUCGAUCGAUGAUCGAAGUAUGAUACAAAUUAGAACGAAAUAUCCUAAAAUUUUGUAUAAAUGUGACGCUAACGUGGUCGUUUCUCAUGCAAUGGUUCUAGUUGAGGGUUAAAAAACCUACAUCACUCGAAAAAUAACAAACGGAUAUUUCCAAGUAAUUUCAUUUCGUAGCAAAUUAAUUCUGGGAGUAAAUUAUUCUUUGUUAUUUUACGAAUGUUCAUUUUCUGAUAUAAUAUUAUUUUCUUGUUAUUUCUUUGGAAAGGUAAUAUAUCCGAAUCACCGUGGUGAACGGAUUUCGGAUAUUCACGGUGACUUUGCAUCUCAAAAAUAGCUACCCAACGUCUUUAUAGCCAGUAGCGCAGUGUCCUAUGGGUAUCCAAAAUUAAAACAAGGUUUGACCUGUUUCAUCGAUCUGUUUUUAUAGUAGGAUAUUCAAGCGCCAUAGCAAUUAUUAUUUUCUCGAAAUCCUAUCUCAUAUUCGACUUCGUCCAGUCGAUUAACGAUGUAUCGACUUUUAUCAAUUUUUCUCAAUACGAUUUAUACACGAUGUUAAUGAGUAAAAGAAUCAGCUUAUCCGUCAGUUAGUAUCUUCGAAGCUAUUUGUUUUUACAUAAAAUAGCGAACGAUUUCAAAGUUUAGUAUGAAAUAACGUUGGAAUCGAAGCAUAAGAAAAAUUUGACAGAACACGUGUCAGUGAAAUAUUUAUAAAUGUAAAAAUACCUACCAAUGAACUGUUCACCGAUACUUUUGUAUUUUUAUAUUUCACCAUAACAUGGUAGUAUUGGUAAAAGCAAAUCUCUUUGAAGAGCUUGGGGGAAUAUUGGCAUGAAAUAUCAGGUUCGGUCGAGACGGUGCAGUUUCGAAUUAAUAAAUUCAAUAUUCAUGAAACGGACACACACACAUACACACACAUGCACACACUCUCUCUCUCUUAGCCGACACAUUGGUUCUUCCCUCUUCGCGUAACAGACAAACUGUUGCGACGUUUUAAUAAGAGAAUCAACGAAGAAGGAAGGGGGAUAGAGGUUAAGAGAGUACUCGAUAAUAUUGAACUGCUACGAUAGAACGUCGGCGAAUAUAUGGACUUGGAAAUUUUCCCAUCAUCGUAGUUUUAUCAACUAGCCAACUCAACGGUAAUUGAUAUUACCUUUGUCCUUUCUUCGAAAAUCGAUGUGUUUGUCUUGCGCUCUAUAGGUUGUUAAAUCUACCGAAUAAUAACUGGUGCAAUAGUAAUUUAUAUAUACGAGAUAUUAGGACGCGUCUAUCUCUGCGUAUCUUUUGCCAGGCUAUUCGUAUUUAAAAUUCCAACUUUCUUACGGUUUAUCAUGUUCUCGUGAAUUUCCAGGCGUACUUUCCUUACGUAAUACAAUAGGAUAUCUUCCUUUGCAUCGUUACGCGUUUUAUCGUUUUGUAUUUUGUAUCGACGUACCGUCGAUAAUUAUAUCAAAAUAUUUCUACGAUCAAAGAUACGAAGAUGAUCCUCGAAGGUUACUUUCUGCUCGUAAGAGUCGUUAUCAGGAACAUUCACGUUCAUAUUUUUAUAUGAAACAUCGACGCUGCGAGAUUGUUGUGCGCACAAGUGAAGUUCGAUAAAGUAGUUGAGUAAAUUCCGUUAUAAUAUGCAAACUAAUUCUACGUAGAACGACGAAGGAUCGCUAUUUGGAAAAUAAAAGGGAGAAGCGCAGAGGGGAAAGAGAACGAAAGAGAACGAUGAUCUUAAAGAGCGAAGCAUGUACCAUGCUGGAACGUCUAUGACAAGCACGCUCGUAAAAUUUACGAUUGGGCUAUUAACGAUCAAUUUAGUUUGAGACAAGGCGAGCGUGGUAGUAGUUACGCGGUGUGCCAUUCUUCGGAAAUAACUUGCAGUGUAUAAAGAUUUCUUUAAAAUCUACGUGCUCGCAGAUUAUUUUCAUAUCGAGCUUUGUAAACCGUGCGCGGUAUUGAUUUAUCGAUCAAAAUUCCGUUUCGUAUUUAUUGCUGUAAUAUCCGUUUUACAUUAACGGCGAUGUCUGGUCGAUUCUUUGUUUGCAUAUUGUAAUUUUAGAUAGGGAACACGUAAUAACGUUUUUUGUUAAUCAGCGUUGGGAAAAUUUUUACGAAUUCUGCACAGUUCUCGAUAGAUAAUUGAAAAUCGUUGUUGUUCGUGCAGUGGAACAGUCGGACAGAAUACGUAAAACUGCGCGGUAAUCGAUUUUUUGAGAUCGCAGAAUGACGUUCGAGUUGUUCGAUCGGCAUUGAAAAUUCCGUUCGGCUCUUCGAUCUGCUUAAAUUUAUGAAAUUCAACAAGUCGUUUAAAAAAAGUUGUCCGAUGUUACGCCAAGUUUUAUUAGCGAUCAACGUCGAGUAUUUUAUAAUUCCUCGAAGUAAAACGUUCGAUUAUUCGUAGCAUAGAAAUUCUGAUCGGAGGACGAAGAGCGAAGUUGUGGAAUGGAACACUUUGAAAGAAGCCAGCUUUAAUGAAAUGCAUUCUUUUUUUUUCCUUUCUUUUUCUCUUCUUUUCAGAUCUUCGAUUUUCCUCUCCGCGUUUCCAACGAUUUACGCGUCUCUUUGUCGCUUAGUAUCGAAAGUUGUUCAUCGUUCGUUAUCGUUGGUAUUCUGUUAUUUUAUUUUAUCUUUGGCGGUCGAUUGCCGCAGUAUUGCGUCACAGAGAAUCGUAAUGUAAUACAAAGAAUCGCAGAAAUACGCUUGUACCAUUUAUACUUCUCACGUAUAAUUCCAGGCUGCUUUCUUUUAAAGCGAACGCGUCGUUUUGCCUCUUUCGUUUCUCGGUACUUAUCGUCGGAUAAUAGAUUGAAAUUAAGGAAUUCGAAGGCAAUGGAAGUGUCUAGCGUGGUAAUUACGAUCGAUGAAAUGAAAAUUCACAGGCCUAAGUUGCUCUCGUGCAGUGCGCUUCUAUUUGAUUUGAAUCUGAUAAAAAGGUUUCGUCGUUUCGUCUCUUUUCGGUUGUUUCGCCUACAACGCGAAACUCAUUCUGCAUUGUAACAGAUAGCGAUUGCGAUAUCACGGUUAUGCUUCGUUCGUUGGAAUAUUCACAGUGCACGUCGUAAUGCACAGAACGUCUCGAUAGGUCUAUAAUUGCGGGAUCAAAGGAAAUUAAAAUUACGUCGGAUCUUGAAUUUACUUUGCUAUUUAACGAUAUUUAAUCGAACCCUCUUCUCUAUUAAAAUCUUUAUUCGAGAAUUUCUCUUAUACGUUCGUUUGCUUUACCGGAUUAGACCGGAAGUUCUGCCGAUGUAAUUCCGUUUUAAUGGAAAUAGAUUUGUAAAUAAAAGUCUAUCGACGUUCUUCUAUCAUUGAAAAUCUAUUGAAGUUGCUCGAUUCGUAGAAAUCUAUAGCGCGUUCAAGCGUUCUAGAGAGAUAGUUAUAGGAAAAAGCGGCGAAACUUUCGCAUCGAUACGAUCCGCCGCUCAUCUUCGAUCUCUUGAAAUUGAAAUUCGUAAGAGUUUCCGAGCUCCAACUAAUUUUACCGUAUGCAAUUCGAAACUACGUUAUUUCCUUUUAUCCCGGGAAUUACGCGAUUAAAUCCACUUUCCACCGACUCAGGCAAUGCCAUUGCGAGUGUAGGGUCGUGUCUUUUUUAUAUCAGGUACAAGAUUAUUCGAUCCGGCUUGAGAAGUAAUUCCGACUUAUUCGAUCAGCAAGGUUAUCAAGCGCGCAAAGAAGGACUAUCCGUAGUAAAUUAAUCGUCGGUCCUCUCAGCCGACGUUCCUCAUCUGUGGCUGUGCUCACGAUAGUGUUUCUGCUUCUCGGAUGUUAUCGUCGCUCGUCUUGAUAUGUAGAUAGUCGCUAUCGAUGCUUUCGACGCGAAUAAACCGCGUUAUCUCAUGCUGAUACCAGUGAUGCUAGUUAGCGAGCGAGGCUUCGAUCCGCUUCCUAGUUGCACAAGGGUUACGCGUACCAGGUUAUUUACAUUGCGCGUCUCCCGAUUUAUGGGACCAAACGUCCCCGUGACAUCCUCGCCGACAUCUCGAGGAACCGCAAUUUUCCACACACUCGGCCAAACUUCGUCUCCUUCCUGGCUCGUAGUUUCGUUCGUCAAACUGAAAUUCGUCAAACUGAAAAUCCGUUAACCGGCGUCGGAAGUAUCGCUUCGUCGAGCUGGCAGUUUCCACUCUUGGCCAGGUUCAUUCUCCUUCUUGACAUUUUGUCUAUCGAACGGACAAGCGUCGAAGCUGACUACGCGACGAUGCAACCAGUCCGAAAGAAGAUAUCGUUCUCGAGAUCGCAUCGUAAGUUCCGAUCGAAUCGGAUUCCAGUUAUCGUCGAUCGAACGCGAUCGGCAUCGACAGAACGUCGAGAAGAUUUCAGAAGUUGUGAAAAAGUUCAAAUUCCAAGAGUUUCGCGGAAACUUGGGGGCUGCGUGUGAUCAGCGAGUGAUGUCCGACUCUUGUGAAUCUUAGGAGGAUAUCGGCCAGGUGUCUCUUAGAACGGAAACUCUUCUUUCGGUAAGCUUUGUGUUAAUUGGUAGCGCGUUCGAAGAACGAAGCUGAGAAAUCGCUUCUUCGUAUCGCGUAUCCUCAUCCGUUUCAUCGACAUUCCAUUUCUCAUUGACCGUGAAACACGGAGACGACAGUUGAAACACCGACAGUUCGUUCCAUUCGCGCGCGUCAGGCGUUUCGUUAAUCGACGAAUCACGCGACUUAUAGUUUUGGAAACACGUACACCAUCGCGUGUGAUAACGCGCUAAAUCGCCAUUCGAUCGAUACAGAGAGAACGACGUUUUCUCCACGACCAUUAUAAACAUAGGGAACUAACGACCAAAACGAACGUCAGAUACAAGUUGAUAAAGUGGUGGGAUACGACGGUGAAACAUCGCCGUUCUAAAUGAGAUGACACGGUUACCGUUGAUUCUGAACACAGCUUUAGAAAUAUUCCUCUGUCUGAUGUGUGACGUAGAAAACUAGAAUCCAAGUACGUAAGAUUUUCACCGGAUUUUCACGCGUUUGUUCGUCGUAGCAAUAUGGACUUUUUUUCGUCCACAGGAACUUUCUUGGGGAAUAGUUUUUUUUUUUUUUAAUUUAAUAUUUCAUAUUCACAAUUUGUCCAAUUUGGACAUUUGGUAGAAUUUUUUAGCUGCGAAUUUUUUAGCUGCGAAUUUUUUAGCUGCGAAUUUUUUAGCCGAGGAAUAGUUUGAUCUGCUUCCUUAGUUCUUAUCGCGAUUGGGAUUUUCGAAGGACUUAUAUUCGUGAAUUAGAAGUAGUCACAUGUUUAUUUUUUUUUUUUUUUUUUUUGCUUUACGAAAGCAUCUACUUCGGAGAAUUUAUCAUCGAGUUUCGCUCGUUUUCGAGUUAUUGCAUCGUUAAAAUUCCACUUUGCACGCGUUUCAUCCUCGUAAUAAUCAAUAGAAUACAACGUAGCAAGUACAAUAUCAAACUUUUGAUUCUUAAAUGUACAAAUGUAUUCUGAUUUCAUCAGAUACGUAUUAGUUGUACGGAUAUUCGUAAAUACGACUUUAAACGACGACGUCUAUGUUUCGAUUCGCGAGUUUCUUCGAUUCCAUUCUAUUCCUAUCGCCGCUUAUCUCGCGUUUAUUUAGCUCGUCGUUGUCUGAUUGCGUAAUAGAUAAGCGUACGUCGUGUUGGGUAUCGUAGAGCAUUUACGGGCGAACUUGCAAACACGAGGAAAUCCUAUCGUUUUUCUUGGAAAUAAUAUUUAGUUGGUCGAUUAGUGAUUAUCGCACGAUAUAAUACACGUGUAAUUAUCGGGAAAUAUUCAGUCGCAUUUCCUUCUCGCCAAGUCGUAAACUCGCGCAAACGGGAUAAAACCGAUUAGUUUUCAGGAUUAAUCGAAUUGCUUGAUAAUUUUUGCCAAACUAAGAUCUAAGACAGAUAUUUGCUUUCGUUUCUCCUUCUAGAUACAUGUAAAUAUUUUUCUACCUGCAUCGAUUAAACGUAACACGAUCUUCGAAUCUUCUGGUUUUUAUCGACGCACGUGUGUUGCCGUCGCAGAUAUCACGGGAACGCGUUACCGAUAACGACCUCGUAAGGUGUAACGAUUUUCGAUCGCGCGACCAGAUAAGAUUGCGUUCGAGCAAGAAGCGUGCGAGGAACUGUUUUGAUUGCGAAUAUUCGACGCAAUUGUAACGGCGUUCUCCAUCUGUCGAACACUUCAUUGACGUAUCGCGUGAUUUUAGUAUGGCGAUGUAAGUGGAACAGCGAGGACGGUCUUCUAUCGGAAGGAAGGCGACUUCGAUUCAAAGCCAAGUACAUAGUUUUGUUGGAACGUAGUUCUCGACGUGUUCGAUCGGCGACAGAAGAACGAUAUCGCGAGUAUGGUCCCCUUCUCUUUCUCUCGUCUCCAUCCUCUAUGAUCAGUCCCGAUAUUCCUAACGAUCGAGAAAUCGAGUCUCGCACUUUUCCCGUCGAAUUAUUUCGCGCUGUUCGCCGUUCGUCCAACAUUUGAAUUUGCUGUCUGUGGCAAAAAACGUAUCGCGUUUAGGCGUCUCGUUAAAUUAGGCGAAGGAACCGCCGAAACGAAUGCAUGACAUUUUGUAUUUUAUAUAUAGCAUUCUUGUUACGGAAAUAAUGAUGGACACUAAAUAAAGUAAAAGCGACAAACGCCAGUUCGAUGUUGGUCAACGAAAUGACGCGUCGUCGUGUUCAGGAAACUUUUUUCUAUUUUCUGAGAAACAGACAUAUCCGAUUUCUGUUGUUUUCGGCCGUCACGGCUAGGUUUUCGAAAAGUAUCAUCAGAUAACGUUUACGAUGGCGAAUUAACGAAACUUUGGAGACGUCAGUUCGCCAAUUUUUUUUUUUUUUUUGUAUAAUUUAUGCGUUUUUUCGGAGUACGCUUAUGUCCGCGAGUACGUGUUUUCGUGUGUCGCGUUUGCUGUGUAUAAGACAAAGUAAGCGUUUUUGUCUGCGAAAUAAAAGUAGGUGGGAGCCUUUUAUGCUUGUACAUAGGCAAAGUAGUCAGCCUUGGUGAAGUUCGUUGCUUUUCCGUACGCAAUGUCUCGACCUCUGAAGGCUACCUGCAUUCGUUAGGCGUUCAGCCGCCCGCAGAAUUUUUUUGUCGUCGCCAACGAACGAAGCCGUUUCGUUGGCCUCGUUAAUCUUCCCUUCCAAAUGUGGAGACGAGGAAGGGCAGCCCGUUCGACAGUUGAUAUUUCUCGUCGACGUCUUUGUUCUCCUGCAUUGAAUAUGAAAGCGAAAGCGAUUGGAAUUUUACCGUUACGGAUAUCGUGCGCAAUCGUCGUUGCAAUAUUCACGUUUACCUCCAUAAUUAGUCGUUGUUAAGUUUGAGUUUUCUAUGACUUGAUCUUCUUUUUACUUACUACGAAACAUUCGCGCUGUUUCCUUAAAUACGAUCUUUCGUACGUAUUUUAAGAAGAGAUACGAAUAUGUUGUGGAAAAUACAUUUUUCAAUUUAUCUUCGACAUUUUACUCGUAGUAUCAUUUACACUCUCGUUACUUAUACUAACUUACCUAUAUUAGCUUCAAUUACUUGUUCGUCUGCAGUCAAAUCUAAUUCAACCGAUACCUAAUUCCCAUUUUAAAUUAGAACGAUCAAAGCGUUGCUCAGUAUUAUGUUUCCUUUUGAUAUACGGUGGCUAGGAAAAGUAUUUGCGCAUCCGAACGAGGCAUCUUUUAAUUACGCUUUGCCUUUUAUUUAUUUGCAUAAUAUGACAUUUUCUUGAUUGUAUCAACGUACUACUAAAUUCUAGUAAAUUUAAUAAACAUGAAAUAUCGAUAAAAUCGAUAUAAAUAUCACGAUAGAUUCAACGAUACGUGCAAAUAUCUUUUCGCAGUCGCUGCAUAUUUGAAACUUUUUCUAGUAAUAUUCAUGGCGAAUGGUUUUGUAUGAAACUAGAAGUAACAUAAGCGUUUAAGAUACGACAUUUAUAGUACCAUGUAUACUUAACAAGUUGGCCGAGUCUCUUUCAGACGACACUGUUAAAUGGAUUAAUACGUGGAAUAUCCUGAAAACGCAUUAGAACGGGAAAUUGUUAUUGAAGUUGCGACUAGAAUUAAAAUUAUCCUUCGUCCCAGAGCACAAUUAUCCAGCUAUACUUCGGUCGGUAGAAAUAGAUUUGCCGAUCUAACGUCUCGAUCCGAAGUCGGAGCGUUAACUGUGUGCUUUAACUCGAGCAAUAGCUACGAUGCGCCGUCGUUAGUCACUAUAAUUUUAUGCAUCGACCUCGUGUCUGGCCUCCAGAUGUGACACUCGGUAGCGAACGACCAUUGUAAUUAUUCGAUAUUAGCCCUGCUGCGUUUUAGUAUCGACACUUUGCAGUUUCUCGAGUCGUUUAACGAUAAAUCAAUUACCAAACGUUAGAACAUGUAACGCCUCUUCGAAACCUUGACACGGUUCGUUUCUUACGUUUCGCUUUGUUAAUUAACGUUCUUUACAUACAAAUAAUCUUUUUACGCGAAAUCUUUGCGAAAUAAUUUCGAAAAAUCGAGGAUCGGCCGAUUGGAAGCUGUGUGAUAAUCGCGUUCGUAUAGUUCGCUGGCUAUUAGUUCGAUGAACGUACAUGUACUUAAAUGCUUCGACUUUGCGAGGGUGUGUGCUCAACGCGAACCGAAAUAAUUCAUCGAGGCCCGCCUCCAAGUUGUACUUCACCAUGGCGCAUGUAUUUAGAAUUCGUACUGAAAUAUGUACAUACCACGACGCGUUCGUACGAUUUUGUUCCGAGAGAAUAUAACGUUUCGUUGCUUCGUAUUUAUUACUCGCGAUCAGAUCGCAUGAAGUAAAAAUAAUCGGGGAAGAUUCCAAUGAGAAAAAGUUAGAGGAAAGGACGGAUAAUACAAAUUUCUGCCAAAUUCCUCUUGGUCUCGGAGACAAGGAUAGAUUGGUUCUCUUAGUCUGAAUAUUUCUUAAAUGGCGAUAUUUCUCGUUAGACCGAUGAUCGAAGGUUCCAACGAAUCCACGUACGAUACAAAAUUUGGGCUUAAUUUUACGGACUACGGUGUAUGCAUGGAUCGUCGAUUUAUUAAGAUUUCUUUCCAAAGACUCGUAUUCUUUUAUAGGUCUACGCCGUUUGAACGACGAUAUCGAGAUUUCUCUAGCGAUCGGAGAUAGAUCGUAUCUGGACAGUCUGGACAUAGUUGUUUGGGUGGGUAUUCGAUUAAACUCGCUGGUUAAUUUCUAUUUUAUUCGAGUGGAAUUGGUAAAGACAGGAAAAUCGAUCGAUAGCUUCUUGUCUGUCCGAUAUAAAACCGGAGAUUUGAUAAAUUCGUUGCGAACGUUUAGGUUUUGUUCGAACUUUGUCAAGUUCCUUCCAAGUUCUAGAUCUGCUAGCCAAAUAUAAGACGAGCUAAGAAAUUUCCAAGUUUUUUGUUGCAUCGCAGUGGCAUUAAAAACUCGUCCUUUUAUUUAUGUUUCCCGUCGUUGUCCUUUAGAGUGACUCGUCUCUUUCCUGCAAAUGACACGUAACUGGAAACGUCGCGUACAAAGACAAUCGAGACUCUCGGGGAAACCUGAUGGAACCUCGUUCUCGACGAGAAUCCUAAUAUAUAUCAUAUAUAUAUAUAUAUAUAUAUAUAAAACGUAGAUUUAAUUCAGUUCGUCGAAGCGGAGAAGUAAUCGUCGUCGAUUUUUCAUCUGAAUUUUCUCCGGAUCUUCUUUAUUUGGAAAGGAAAGAACGAUCUGGUUGUUCUCGAUAGACGGUUUCGGUUUAACGCGUACAAUAUUUUUAGCUAUUUGUUCGACGAGUCCUUACGUUCAUUCUUCCUCAUCGACGUUUCAACUCUUAAUUAGCGUUAGAUAACUACGUUUUCGCUAGGUAAUACGUGGAAUACUUGUAACGUAAACUUAUCGAAUCUCGUAUCGAGUUACGUACGUAAUUACGAUUUGAAAAAUACGUAAAUAGAUAGAAGAAGUCGUUCGUAAGAUCGAUUUAGACCAAACAUAACGUUUAUCGGUACUCCACGUGAGCACACGAGCUGUUGCUUGUAACAAAAAUCUCGUUAUCAUCGAGUGGAGAAUCUCAGGUGUCAGGGCAGGGACAGGACGGUCCUUCCACCGCAUUCAUCCAAUUUACUUUUCUAUGCUCUUGUACAUGUAAUACACGCAUACAUACGUAUACUUAUAUAAAUAUAAUACAUUAAAUAAGCGUACGUAACACUAAAACGAGAAGAAAAUUCUAUUAUAUCGCCCCUAUUUCUAGUCGUGACGGGAUAUUAAGGAUCGAAGCGAACAUUGUGAACCUCGAAUAGAUGUAACGCGUAUCUAAUAGGAAAUUACGUACCUCGGAGAGAAUUACACACCGUCCAACACCUUCCGAGUCGUACAAAAUGAAUUAAUGAAUUAAUACGAUGGAUUAAGACAGGAAAGAAAAGAAAUUACGGAAUACCGAGCGGCUGAGAAACGAUAGUUUUCCGCGUUACGAUUCUUACCGCGUAACCGAACAAGCCGCGCUUUUCUUUGAACAACGGCGACUUAUUAAUUCAAUUUACCAAUGACGUUCGUUUUGCGAAUUAAAGUUACUUAAAAAAUUUACCAGAAUCUCAAAGGCAACAGCGUUGGUUCGUCCUUACGUUGCUCGAUAACGGGUAACAGAUAUUAUUUAUUCUACGGCAAUUUCAUUACGUACCAAUUUAUGUCUCUUCGAGGUAUUUACUCGCGAUAACGAGAUAGAUAGGUACGAACGAGAGGGUAUACUUUUGUCGUGCGUCGUUGGCAAUCGAAUUUCGAAGAUGGAUGCGAACGACGAUAAUUGGCGUUGUGCGUGUUUUCUUGGUAAAAGUAAACGAGUGUUCACGGUCGUGUAAAUAAUUCAAACGACCGUCCGAAAUAUCUACGUCUGUGUAAAAAUCGAAUACGCGUGUACAAAGUGGAAGAUGCUUUUACCUACGAACAGCUUCUCUUAUCGUUCGAUCGCAGUUAUUCGUCGUUGCAGAUUUUUCCUCUUCGUCGAUAACGUGCACCGAAUAUGCGACUCGAUCGUUAACUGGCACGAUGACGUAACCAGAAGAUCAGAUUUCUUCGAUAAUUUUUGCGUUAUCCAACGACGUAGUUUUAUAAAGCGGCUACCGUCACACGCCGUUGAAAACAUAUUUCAAGAAGUCGGUCGUUCGAUUAAUCCUCGUCCGUCCGCUCGUUUUCUCCGCUUAAUGUUCGUACUUUGGUGUUAAGUCAGAGCAGACAAUGAUAAAACAUCGAUCUAACGAAAAUCAAUGUAACGACCGGUCUAGUUUGCAAAUUCUCUUACCGAAGAUGAGAGGUAUGUACGAGGAUUAACGAUCAACGAUAUUUCUGCGAAAGAGUAUCUCUUAACGACGUUCGAAGAAACAAGGUUAUUCCAACAGUUGCUAAGAUGUAAUAUCGAAGAGAUGGUUGUUUGAGAAUUGCAGCAUCGUAUUUUCGAACGGACCGAGCCUCGUUCGAUCGUGUAGCUCGCGUUAAUUAACUGUUUCGCCGAAAAUUAAUUGGCAACGUUCGACGAAAAUUAAUUAACUCGUAUCUGCGAUAUCAUCUGGUUGUGUCGUUGCACGCAUAUCGAACGCUUACUCGCUCGCACGCGUCCAAUUUCUCCUUUCUAGCUUCCUACGUAUGUUGUCUCGCAGAUGAGAUAUACGUAUGCAGUUGGAAAGAAUAAUGCAGAGGCUGGACGAGUUUCGACUUGUCCGGAGCAUUCGACAGGGAGAGAGCUAUACAAGCAGGCGAUACGAUGAACACGAGUCGUGGCUCGUGACGCGUCAAGGCUGAGUCGCAUGAUUUUUUCCCUCUUACGGCAUUUCUCUGUUAAACGUGCAAUUUGUCUACUCGUCGUAAAUGAAAACCGAUUCUCUCCGUGAUUCGACCAUUCUUUUCCAUAGUCUGCCUCUGUCGUCGUCCGUGUAGUCGACACGUGUCUAAAACUAAUUGCGAAGUAAGCGAAUAUUUCGAAGAAAACGGUGAGCGAGGGGGAGGGGAGAAUAAGUAAAAAAAAAAAAAAAAAGAAAAACUCGGAGACGAAGAAAAGAGGAGGAAAAUCGGACCGUUCAGCCUUAGGUCGAAAAUAGAUGCAACGUACAGCGAUAGCGAAAUCUAGUAAAACGUGGCAGUAGAUAGCCGCGCUUGUAUUGAUUUUCCGCAGUCACGAGUAAAGUACACACACGUACGAAAGAGUGUCGUUCGCCCGCUUCGCCGGGAAAUUCGCAGACCGAUGAUACGUUAUCGAUAAUUUGGAAAUUUGUACCGGCGAAUCUAGACGCGGCUCGUUCGCCAUAAUUUCGGAGAUUCCGCGUACGCUGCCGGCCCGUUUCCGGUACGCCGAUUUUCCGAGAUCCGGGCGCGUGGCGACCGGUAAAUUCAGGAAAUCAUGCUGCAUCGAUUGUCGACGACGACGACAACGACAACGAUAACGGCAACGGCGCAACGUCGAACGGGAGCGUGUCGCGUGUUUCCGAUCGAUCGACGAUUUCACGAGUCGUUGCCGGAAGUUCGACGUGGCAAUCUCGACGCUGUCGUGUGUGGCGAAAGAGCGGAGCCCGUGAAUUCUCCGGGUACUUUUGUCGUCGGUAACCUCGAAACGUUGGCCAGAUUAAACACGACAGUUUCGAGAUUCGCCCGGUUGGCCCGUGCAAUUAGGGCUAUUAUUAGGGUAUUUCGUAGGAUUAGCCAGUGACGUUCGAAUUGCUGUCGAUGGUUGACCAGUGGAAAUUCGGUUCGAUAAUCCCCUUGUAAUAUCGAUGGCGAAUUUCGAGGCGAAAUCGGAAUACGAAAGCGUUGUCAGGCACGCGAGCGUCGUUGUCGAUCUUUGCCGCGAAAGCUUGACGCCGUGUGCUACACGUUUCCGGUUCGUGUAGAUAUCGAGAAAACGCUUUACGCUGAAAAAAACGUUAUUUUCACGGGUCGGCUUUCAACCGACCCUGCUGCCGCGUUUACCACGGGCGCACCAAUCAAAUCUCCACGUACCUUUUUCUUAUAAUAAGUAGGCUCAAAAUGAUUUCGCGUAGCGAUAGCAACGCGAGUCUCUCCUUCUUACGUAUCGAUGGCCGUGCAGAGAUUUUAUCCGUGCAUGGAACGGAACGUAAGCACCAUGAUCGUUAUAUAUACGUAGGUAUACUGCGUCGAAAACAAAACCACGAUUGCUAAAGAUAAAAAAAAAAAAAGAAAAAAAAAAAGAACAAUGGAAAUAUUAGCUUGUUCGUUGAUAUAUUGUUGCGUCAAAAAGUACGUACUUGUGAAGUAAUUUAUGUGUACCGCGAUAAUGGGUGACGCGAUAAAAAUUUUUGCGAGUAUGGAAAAUUCGAAUGAAAAAGAGGAACGAAAUUUAAGGGCGGGAGGGACAGAAGGGAGGGGAAGAAAUCAAUAUCAUCGCUAUUUUGCAUCAGAAGUAUUGUAAAACGGGGAAUUUUCCUCGCCUUGUGAUCAUUUAUGUUUGUAAAUUGUAGCCGAUUUACGAUUCCUAUAAUACGAUGUAUAUGUACUCUAGACACUUCGAGAAACGGACUUGUAUUAUUUUAUUCUUAGCACUCGAUGAUGAGUUACGAAGUUUCGUUGAUGAAUAUACUAAUCUCAUUUUUGUAAAUAUUAAUUUAAAAAGAAAUAAAUCUUAUUGUAAAGAUUGUAUAAUUUAAACCAUCGUUACGUUUUUACCGAUUUCUCUCAGUCAAUCGUUACUGCACGUAUUCCUUCGAUCCUUCCUCUCCGUUGCGCUUUUCAUUUUCUUUUCUUUCCUUUUCUUUUCUUUUCUUUUCUUUUCUAUUCUGUUCCCCUUCGUUCGUCCAUGCUGCAUGAAAUAUCUUUCCUGCCUCGUUUCACAUAAAAAAAGCACAUAAAAAAUUUGGCAAUUGGUAUUGGCAAUGGCGCGUCUUUACCGUACACUGUUAGUACGCUUUUCAUUUUGCAAAUAGCGGCGGAACUUUCACGGUAUCGUAUUAUUUCGAUCAAUACGUAACGGAACGUCUCUCUUUCUCUUUUUAGUUUAAGCACUUUUUAUCUGCAGGGAAGAAAAAAGUGAAAAAUGCGUGCAGCGUUUAGAAUUUAUUUGUGCGAUUACGUUUCAUCGUGCGACAACGUUUUCGAUUCUGUAAUCGACGAACGAAUUCUAACGAAACAUUGUUACUGUUGCUUCGACAACGAUAAUAGGUGUUACGCAUCUUAAAAUCGCGUAAUCGAAGAAGUUAUUGUUGAACGCUUCUUUCGACAAAUAUAAAGGAAGCGCAUACGUUGAAACGUUUGUCCGUUUAAAGAUAAAAUAAUUUUUAUCCGACACGAAUGACUUAUGUGAUUACAUUAGUGUCUUAUAAAUGUGAUACUUGACGAUUAAAGAAAAAUAUUUACGGCAAGAAUGUAUUAUAUUCAAGAGUAUUAACUAUAGUAUUCUUUUUGUUAAUAGUUUACAAGUUUCCUGUAUUAAAAUUAGUCCAAUAGAAUUGGCCUUUUCUUUUUCUUUUUUUCUUUUUUUUAUUAAAUGAUAUUUCUACGUUGUACUAUGCGAAUAAAAUGUGACAUAUUUAUUAAAAGGAAUAAAAAGUUUCGAAGCAUAAAUCGAGUCGUAAGAAACGUAAUUUGCGCGAUAUAUUAAUCUCUGACUUUUUUUCCAAUAUAUUACCUUUUUUCGCCAUUUAGAAGUGAUAAUAUUUCCUUACCAACUUUAGAAGUCGUUUUAACAGAACUUUGCUAUGAUAUUUCAAAUAAUUUCUUUUUUAUCAUUUUCUUUCGUUCAUAUACGUCUAACGCGUUUAUUACGUAUUAAUAAAUUUAAUCAUUAUGAAAUUCGAAUAAUAACAUGGACAAAGAAAUUGCGAAACAACGGUAUUAUCGAAUUAAACAGAAUUCGUACAUCUAUCAAGGUUCGUAAGUGUUUUAAAUCAUUAUAUUCCAUCGCGUGUUUCCUUCAGCUCAAUGCUACGAGUUACAUGUGCACUCAUAAAAUAGGAACAAAUGCAUCGUCUUAUAUAAUACUCGUAACACCGUUAUUUUCAGUAACUGCAGAUACCAAGCCAUCGUUAACUCUCAAUAACCGUGUACGGUUCUUCCCUUUUACAUUUCCAAAGACUCGAUCCUCCACGGUUUAUAUACAUCUUCUCCCCUGACCUUUAAGGCCGAAGACUUUUAUUAUAAGUGAAAAUUCAUCGCAGCACGUCCUUUUCAAUUUCAAAGGAAAUGGGAUUAAACGUUCUAUCGUUACUCGAUACUACACGACGAUAACGUUAAAAUAAAAAUCGCGUGGCGUGAAAUUUCGUGAUAGCCUUUAGGUGCUAGAUUUCUCUGAAAGAUAUUCUAGAAAUGUUCCAAAAUCGUUUAUUUACGAAUAUAUUCGUUCGUGCGAUUUACGAAUGAUCGACAACGAUCAUCGUACUCGCGCUAACAUCGGUAGAUUGCGGUCGUGCGGUUACGUUAUCGAUAUCGGAUGCUCAGUCUUGGCUUUCCGUCAUCUGUAUCGGUAUCGAGAUUGAACAGGAUACGCGGAACAAAACAGUGGUUUCCAAAGUGCUAAUCGAAUCCUUCGGGAACGGUCUAACUCCUUGGACACGAUUCGGAUCGACGGUCGUAUUUAGUUGUAAAGUGGGAACUUGUGGUUGUAGGUCAUGUAGUUUUGAAAUUUUUUAACGUUUCGCCAGCAUUGCGGUUGUUUUCAAUGGAUCGGAGAACUUUGGCAUUGGUUCUGGCGUUGUACGAUAAAACUGUGUUGCGAUGCUGGCGAAACAUUGAAACGUUCUUUGGGAAAAAACAUGGAUUACGGGAAAGAUAUAAAUUAUGAAACGUUGGGUCGCGGAAGCUUGAAAGUUACGUAAAAGUCACGUAAAAUUUUCGUUACUUCGUUUAUAUACAUAUAAAUAGAAUAAUAAAGCUAUAUGUAUCGAUUAUGCAAAAGCUACGUUACAUAAGUUGAUAAAGUUUUGUACAAAAGUUUUGCAGAAAUCUCUUAGGUUUAUUACGUCGUACUAGAUCGCUCGUUCGCGAUUUCUUUGCUGGUUUUGUUGACUAAAAUUACUUUGGUCGAAUAUACGUUGCAACAAAAGACAUUAAAAAUACGGAAUCUGUCGGAAAAUUUCGAAACGAAAUAACGUUGCAUCGUUAAAUUUAGUCGAUUGUUAACAACGAAUAACGCGAAUAAAACGCAUUUCGUUCGAUAUAGAUGAAUUUUCUCAAUUACGGUAUCUUUCAAUCAAUUUUUUCAUCCGAGUUGUAGGACGAAUUUCUUUUCUCAUGGAUGCACGAAAGUUAAUAAGAUAAAGUACCAUGUACGUUCAUUGCAGUUGUAUUAUUGGCACGAGUUCGAACGAUUACAAAUUGCCCGGUACAUUCUUAUCGUGGACAAAUUUACGAGCUGCAAUGUUGCAACCGUAGUCGACUCGGAACUGUACAUUACCAUGCAUCGGUACUUGGGUAACUGAUGCAAUUUGAUCAAGUGUUCGAUAUUUUCGUUACAGUUUCGAAGAACGAUCGCAGAACAUUUUCCUAUUAUUCAUUCUCUACCUCCUCUUGUCCUAAUUGGGAUCGCAUUCCCUGCUAAAUUUUAACUGAAGUACGGAAUAUAUCCGCAUUAUCGAAUUUACAAUGUAACUAUAAACACUCUAGGGUCCUAAUAUUAAACAGAUACUUUUACAGUUACCUAACUAACGUAGCAUCAAUUACUCCAUACUAAUUACAUGUACGUUGCCGCUUGAGAUACGAUCAGAGACUACAGAAUUAGACGAAAAAGUUUCGUUCGAAAUACAUUUUCCAGGUUUGCGGUAAUUUAUCAGUGUCUAAAUAUUUAUGGAUGGUAGUGUACAUAUGGAGCAACACGAUAUGAACAUUGUGCUUUACCGUGUCGUAGCUUCGAAUUGACGGCGUCGGUGUAUUAGAGCGGUAUAACGAUGACUGCCGGUGCCGGACGAUAAAUUUUAGAAAAUCCUCGAAAUAGAAUGGCGGACGAGAGGAGUGGCUCCCUGUGAAAAAGCCAGCGGCACGACCUUGGCUCAUCUAUAGAUUGUUGCUGCGUCUAAAUUCGUACCACUCCCGUGUGCACGAACAAUCAUAAUGUUUCCGCAACGAUACAUCGUCCACCGAUGCUCCGAAAGCAUAAAGAACGUUAGACAAGUGACUUUCCUCGUGUCACGAAAUCAUUCUUGCGUCGUACUCGUGUUAAUUCGUUUUCUAGAUAUAACAAUGAACAUCCGAUCUUUCGCCAUAUCGAAACCCGAAACUUCAUAGUUACUUACGUUCGCCUCGUUUUCGUCUAAUUAUUUUUAUCCUUCCUAUCUACGAUAAUAAUUCUUUGGCAACCGAACCGAUCUCCGCUUGAAAAUUUCUCUCUGCGACUGUGUAACUCAUUGGCAAAAUACCGUUGAUUCGCGUUAUUCGCUUGGCCACGGAGCAACAGCGAGAUGAUUUCCUUCGGACGAACAACGAUACUUUGCUUCUCAUCGAUUGCUUUUAUUUGAUCGAUAUUUUUCAAAUGUACAACUAUCUAAUUAGACGACUCGAUACGACAAUUCUGCCGAACGUCAACCGACAGCCAGAUAUCUUUGCCGGAACAGAACCAUCCGAUUUUCCUCUGUCUAAGUAUAAAAUCGCAGGUAAUAUAAAGAAAAUUUUAAAGCCACAAAUCUUGCUGCCUGUUAGCGUGUAGCUAAAACGUUCGCGAAUUGCACAGAGUGUGUUAUUGCUUAGAAAGCGACGGUAUCGAGUUUCUUGUUGUAGCGAGAAGCGCGAUGUUGUAGGACGUCGUGAGUCAGCUAGGUGAUUAACAAUUGAUCGCGAUACGUAUUUCACUCGCCAUGGAAACGUAUAUUUAAGUCCGUUCACUUGGCUAAUAAAGAGCAGAGAGAUCUGGAAAAACGCGGUGUUCGUAAGACGGACGGGAAUCGGUUCACGCUGGAAAGGUUGGAAAGGUUAAAAGACCGCGUUUCCCGUCGCUGUUAUCUCGCUGACGGGCGUCAGAUGGUGGAUCUGUCUAGUUCACAGAUGUCACGGUGACUCGUGUUAUCGCGUGAAUUAUCUCUGAAUUUUUGCAUAAUAUUAACGCGAUGAUUCAUGCGUGUCGAACCGAAUAAAGAAUCGAAUAAAACUGUUUCCUCCUCCUUGAAGAAGAAGAAGAAGAAGAAGAAGAAGAAAAAGAAGAAGACGAAGAAACGCCCGACGGAAAUUAUUUAUCGACAGUUGUCAAAUUAUUUCUCUUUUUUGCGAACCAUCUUUCCGCUAUACUUUCAUCGACGUUCGUUACGAUAGCAACUUUUCGUCAGAGGAUGUUUCAAAGGAAGAUGUUUAUUAGGCGUCGAAUAUAUCUAACGUUCGAUCGGAAAGUAAAAAGACAAUGAGAAUACCGAGGCGAUGAUUUGUUCGGUAUCUGCUCCGAAAAGUUUCGCUCGGAAAUAUCACGAAUUUUCUCACAGGUGGAUCGAUCGUAGGCAGGAUAAACGCGAGGAUGAACUUGGCUGCGAUCAAACUUCAACGGUUUAUACGUGUACGCUGUUCGUAAGAAAGAAAAAGUUGGGCUAAUUAACAAGUUGAAGUCUGAAAAUACGCUUUGCUCGAGAACACGGCACGUAAUUUCGUAUCGGCUUGGAUACAAAGGAAAUUAAUUUCGCCACGUGUAUAAUCGACGCGAGGGAAACAGCGUUCACGGUUCGCGUAUAUAGUUUCUAACGUUACGGCGAGGCACACAGUCUGUGGAAGACAAGUUCACUGAUUGGAACGGAAGAAGAUUUACGCCAUUCCAUCAACGGUUAAUCGAACGAUAUUAAUUCGCAGUCUACUUGUUACGCUGUUAGAUCGUAGGAGAUCGAGACUAGAGCUGCGUGGGUCCAAAGUACGUUAAUAGGUAACACCGAUCGGCUGGAAAUCUUUAUUAAUAGCCGUGUCUCGCUAACGAACCUGUCGUGACGUUCCUUCGCGUACGAUCGACGUGAAAAUUUUCGUACUUCCCAAGAUAGCUUGUUUCAGGUACGAGGCGCGCAGCGUUUCUACUGUCGCGUGUGAAGUCGGCACUUCUCGUUAUUUUUAGCGUGUCUCCAUCGUGCAAGUUUCUAUUUCCAACACAAAGUGGUUCCUUACCGUCGUUUAUCUCUACAUAUGCGUUAAGUUAGAAUAAUAAGCUACGCAUAUAUUUUACGAUUACCACGAGAACAAGCGGAUGUGCUCGACGAGGGUACGGUAUCGCGUGCUGUGCCAACUCGUCGAUUGAACGCGUCGACCAACAAGUUAAAUUCAACAAAUAAAUUAAACCAUAUCUGCCCGCCUCCCAUCCCUCAGGAAUAAGCUUCUUCUUCGACGAUGCGUAAAAAUGCGAAUGGUUGAUUAAGUAUUUCAUUGGGUAUCGUUGGUGACGGCUUGUAAAUUCGUUCGGCGCUUAUACAGCAAUGAACAUCGAUAUACCGUCUUUCUUUAUCUUUGUUGAAUCUUGUACAGACGUCGGUGAAUCGUAGGAACAAUUUAUACACGACUUUGAUCUUUUAUUUGGUUGUUUGAAAAGUUCAUAGCGUUUUUUCACGAUCAGUGUUGAUCUUCUCAACGUCUUAAAUUCGUUUAAACUAAUUUUUGGUAGCACGAGAGAAACAUAUGCACGAAUAUUUAUAUAAUUUCUACAUGUGACACGUAUAAGUAAAAAUAGAAAUAGAGAUAACUCGAUGUUCUAUAGAACGCGUACAUAUGCUUUUUUUUUUAGCAAAUGUAAUACCUUCUGUGUAAAGAAAGGAUUAAGUUCUGAUACGUAGCUGACGUUUCGGUGAAAUAUAGCGAAACGUUGAAUUCACGCUGGUCGAACACUACAUGCACAAAUUAAAGAGAAAAGUGUUUUCUCCUCUCCUGCUCGAAAAUUUUUCUGAAACUUCGCUACGAACUGUUCGAACAAUCCCCAUAUGUAUUUGUUUAUCCUAACGCGAAAGCGUUGUAUAUUUACCUCACGUAGUAAUACGUUUCAAAUUCAAAGAUAGCCAAAGCUGAGAGAUAACAUCGACAAGUGCUUCUAUUCUUCUUGGAACGAAAAAUUUUACAUCUGUAAGCACGAGUUGUCGCAAAAUCUAUUACUUUCAUGGACACAGAUCGUCGCGUAUCUGCUCUUUCCCGGAUUGAUUUCAUUUUGAGCGAAAACCACGUGCAACGUUAUGACGCUCCUUAACGAACAAUUUUGCAGCUCGGUUGCGAAUUUACAUUCGCAAAAUUUUUGCACAAAAUCUUGAAACACGUUGAUUCUCGCACUGCUUAGAAAAAGCUUUCAUGCUCGAAUGUUUAGGGGGUUGAUGAUAUAUUUAGGGAAAGAAUUUACCAAACUUCAUGUAGACAUUCGGGUUACUGCGAAUUGUUUAAUAAGGUUCGGGUGUAAUAUAGAUGUAUAGUCGGUUUAUUUUGUUAAUGCGUUUUUCAACAACGGGCGGAUUUGUAGCGAUAGGAUACGGAAAGCAGGGAUCAGAAAUGUAUUAAAACGUAAUUGUUACGUUUUACGGAUGAGAUGUUUCUGAGAAGUGGACAAUGUUUGCCGAGUUUCUAGCGAUUGUGGCGGAAAUGUAAGACUAACGUAAGAUGUAACGAUAAAUGUUAUGCGUGCAUAUUUGAUACGUAAAUUCAUAGUUUAAUUAGAAAACUUUAAUUAAAAAAUGCAGAAAUAUUAAGUGGCACGAUUUGUUCCGAAAUUUUGGAGAUACUCUGUAUACGUGGUUCAGAAUUGAACGUUACCGAAUAGCAUCGAGUAUAAUUCGGCAAAGAUACAUUUUUCUCAAUCUCUGCGAAAUUACAUGAUAACAAUGCGUUCUAACAUUGGUCGAUGGAUCGCGAAAUUUGAUACAUUUACAGGAAACUUAAAGACGUGAAAAUGCACAGAAUACAUAUUCUCUACGAUGGAAUCUAGACGCGAUUUUAAUUGGCUUUUCUCGCUUCAGUUUUGAACCACUUGGUCGAUUUCAUGUCAUUCUAACGUACGUAAAACGGAUAAGGGGAAAGAACAAGGAACGUUACGAAAUAAUUUUAUCGAAGAAGAUGAACUUUGAUGUUUUGGUCUGCCAAUAAAGAACAAGGUUCGGUAAGUUUAUAUUGUUCAUGACGUGAUGCUUUUUACCGGGAAUCGGUGAAAAUACGAACAAAACGAUAACCGUUCCACGUUACGUCGAUGUUUCUCCAAUUGUAAACUGCGCAACGGUGGAACAAAAUGAGAAAUGUCUGCUUCCAUUGUUAUCAGGACGAGAAAUAUCCAAUCGUUUUAUUAAUAUGUACUUAGAUGCAUCGUUGCGCGCUCGCUUGUUACGUAUGUGAAUAGCGUAAUUCGAUCUUAGACUAACGAAAAAUAAUGGAAGUGGGAGGAAAUUGGCAACAUUUUCUGUGUCUUGUUUCACCGGAACGGUGGAUCUUGUUUUUAACCGGUGCGCCAAACGAUCAUUUUUAAGCAAUGUCGUUUUAAAUUCGUUUUAUAUUUCUGCUUCGUAAUCCAGCAAGCCAAGAUACGGUGUACAUGGCAGAAUCAGCGAACAUAGAAAUUCCAUGUUUUUUCCCUUCGUAUCUAAAUCCGUGAUCCAUAAGCGUGUACGAACCGAUAUCGUUAUUAAUUCGUCGCUGCCAGAAUUUGAAAAACCGUCUCUUAACAACGUUGUCUCGUGUAUAGCCGAUAGCGUUUUUGGUGUACGUUUAGCGGAACCGGCAAAUUGUUUUUCAAUUCGCAUCGCCGUGCAGAGAGGCACGCGUGUAGGCAGAGCACGUAACGACCAAAGGAAGGCGAUUCGAAUGCUUCAGGCAUUCGUCUGAACGAAACGAGUAUGCGUGAUGACCUGCCAAUUGUCGGCUCCAAUCGUUUGCAGGCUCUUGAAGCGUGCUUUUUGUUAAUAGCGCUCGUCGAAGCUCGUUAAACUAGCAGCAGGCCCAGCUGUCAUUAAAUGUGUCGUAUACGUGCUGUGUUAUCUUUCCAAUGUCGAUACCAGUUGGAAAUAAUUAAUCCCGGUCGCCCGUACGUCCCGUGAAUCGUUUCGAGUCGUCAUCGAGCUUAACUCGCGAUUACAGGGAUCGAUCCUUUCGCUUUGAGUUUCAGCUUGACUCGGUUUAACCGUUUCUUGUUCGGUGAACGACGAACGCUCGUAGUCGUCCGUCGUUCGAAAAUUUCACGUCCAUUCGCGAACGAAAUUGAACUCGUUACUGGCAAGGAAGCACGAGGUUUGGACGUGCGUUUGGAUGACGCUAUCGGGAUCCACGCGCCGUUUCAGGGUUAAAUCGACUCGAGCCGCAACUCCUACGAAACGAUCUCUCGAAGGCAACCAACCGAAGCCACCGCUUUUUGCAAGUAGAUCGCUGUUAAAAGGGGCGAUCAUGGGUUUAAAGAGCGGACAGCUAAUUGUACGAUUCAUCCUACGCCACAGGGUCUUCCCUUAGUGGAACGCAGAUAGAGUUUAGUCCUUGGCAGACCCAUCCGAUUCCAGCGUUUAGCUAUCGCGAGAUAGCGAAAACCGGUGUUUCGGCGUGUAAAACUUUGGUUUUUGUGGCCAGCUGCGAAUCCAGAGAUGUAAUACACGGCGGAUGAAGUUGAAGUUGCAGAACCUCGACGAUGGAACCAAAGUCGCUUAAUACGUAUAUAUUUUUCUGGAGUGUUUGGGGCGAGAGGAAAACGUAUCGUCGUUGUGUAACUUAAACUUAAACGAAGAGAGAUCUGUACGUAACCUUUGGUUAGAUAGUCACUCGUCGUUAAAGUAGAUCGUCCACCGAGCCCAGUAGACAAAUGUCUCGCACGAAACGACAUCUCACGCGAUCUUUCAAGAUUAUUUAAACAAAAGAAAGAAUGCUGUACCCGUUUUAGUGUACUCCUGAAUCGUUCGACCGUUAUCGUGAAGCUAUCGUUUAAGUGUCAACUUGUAUCAAGGUACCUUUUUGUGGGCCGCAUACUUACUGUUGCUGCUGCUGUUGCUGUUGCUGGAACAGACGCAAGAGGAAACGAAAAGAAACCACGAAACGAUGCUUGUGAUCGUUCGAUGACCGAUCAUUUGCUCGCCCAGGCAUCCAGCUAGAAACUACGAACAAAGAGGCAACCGAUAUCACAUGCUGUUGAUCGAGUAUCUCAGCUUCAGAUCGCCAGUUUAGCGAUGCGCAAACAAAUGUAAUCUAGAAGAAUCAAAAUACGCGAAUACCCGUUGCCAUGAUAUACCGUUGAAAGGAUCGUUGAACCAGCCUUUAGCGAAUACAAUAAACGUUAAACUAGUUUUCAAAGCAAUAAUUACGUGGCAAGGGACGAACGUUUAAUCGUAUCGUAUCGUCACUUCGAUGCACGUUUCGCUGUUUCUUUUCGAUUCGCAGCUAUGAUCGCCCGUAAGGAUGUACCUAUAAAUUAAAUGAAUAUAAAUAUAAAUAAAUAUAUAAAUAAGUAAAUAUAUAUAUAUAUAUAUAUAAAUAUAACGAGAAAGAAAUAAUAAAGAAUCUAAGUGCGGAUCGAAGUCGCCGAAUUACCUGAGGUUCGCUGCAAUUCAGCCUCUUUGACGUCUAUGAUCCGUGACAAUACGGGUCAAUUGUAUAUGUAUAAAUAUAGAUAAUACUAUCGAAUCAGAAACCGAAACGUGGCUAAGUCUGUCUGUGAAUAUAAUAUCAAGUAUGUAAACAAAGAUGUGUUUUAGGCUAUUUGUAUUUAAACUAAUUUGAGCUGAUUGUUUACGUAUCCCUGGUACUUACGAGUGAUUAUACGAUAAAUACAAAUAAAUUAAUUAAAUAGUUAA